Esox lucius (northern pike) is the source of this 2058-nucleotide messenger RNA. RefSeq names its product kelch domain containing 2 (gene klhdc2). The coding region runs from base 117 to 1445 and encodes 442 amino acids. Lineage: Eukaryota; Metazoa; Chordata; Actinopteri; Esociformes; Esocidae. The transcript has 14 exons. Gene Ontology annotation, molecular function: protein binding. The record is from RefSeq and is a predicted model, not a curated record.
GGUCGGUCAUCUUGAAAUUGAUGACCUCGCCCAAAUGUCGCAAAGCAAUCACUGGAUAAAAACAAAGCUUUACAUAAGGGCUAUAGAAGACGUGGAUCAUUGGAACCGGAGUGAUAAUGGCAGAAAUGGAGGAGGACAUUGCUGACCACUUGCCUGUUGACGAUGAAGAUGAAGAGUCUGAGAGGGACGAAGAUGAGAUUAGAGAGUUUGACUGGUUGGUGGAGGAGGCCGAAGAACUUGACGACGACGACGAGGAAGAUGAGGAUGUGGUUGUUCCGAACACUGAGGCAGAGUCCAUUGAGCUGGACCAGCCAGCUGAGCGCAGUGGUCACAUAGCAGUAGUGGAUGGCCACUGCAUGUAUGUUUGGGGUGGAUAUAAGAAUUCCCAAACUACAGGUUACUUCGACUUAUACUUGCCGCGGAAUGAAAUCUGGAUCUACAACAUGGAGACCCAGCGAUGGAAGAAGCAGAUGACCGGGGGGAACCUGCAUGCAUCCAUGUCUGGCAGUUGUGGGGUGUGUGUGGACGGAGUGCUCUAUCUGUUUGGAGGCCACCAUGCCAGGGGAAAUACUAACAGGGUCUUUCGACUCCCUCUCCGAACACCUGUUCUCAUCUGGGAGGAGAUGAAGGAUCUCAAGGGCCUGGCCCCCUCCUGCAAGGACAAACUGGGCUGCUGGGUCCACAAAAAUAGGAUAAUAUUCUUUGGGGGCUACGGCUGUGUGGCACAAGGAGCUCACCGAGGGACAUUCGAAUACGAUGAGACGUCAUUCAUGGGAGAUAAUCCGGGGCGGGGCUGGAACAACCACAUUCACAUCCUGGAUCUGGAGACAUCGGCGUGGAGCCAGCCGGUUACCAAGGGCACUGCCCCCUCACCCCGGGCGGCUCAUGCCUGUGCCAAGGUGGGCAACCGAGGCUAUGUGUUCGGAGGGCGCUACAGGGAUUACCGCUUGAACGACUUGUACUACGUCGACAUGGAGACGUGGGAGUGGCACGAAAUGAGUGUUCCACAGCACGGUCCCGUGGGGCGCUCGUGGCACUCCCUAACCCCUGUGUCACCUGACCACGUGUUCCUGUUCGGAGGCUUCACCACAUACAGGGAGACGCUGAGUGACGCGUGGCUGUACUGCAUCAGCAAGAACGAGUGGCAGCAGUUCAAACACAGCCACAUGGAGAGCCCAAGGCUCUGGCACACGGCGUGUUCCGGCCCUGACGGAGAGGUGUUUGUGUUCGGCGGCUGUGCCAACAACCUGCUGUCCCAACAGAGAGCGGCGCACAGCAAAGAGUUACUGAUCUUCACAGUCCAACCCAAGUCACUCGUCUGGUUCUGCAUGGAGACGGUUCUGCAGCACAGGGAGAGGCUGUCUGGGUCCUGGGACUGCCUGCCGAAACACCUGCUGCACACCCUCAAGCAGAGGAUGGGAGGCAUCAACACCCUGGGGUCAUAGAAGACCCGACGCCGACACGCCGUUUUGGUGGUCGCCGGGGCUCUGUGUGUGUGUAUGUGACCACUGACUGCCAUGUCCCUGCUGCUGAUUGUAAAGCAUGGCUCGCCAUGGCGACGGGGAGGGGUUGGGCGGGCAAGGUAAAUUAAUGUAAAUAGGUUUUGUAGAGACAAGUGUUUGCGAGUCCCAGAGGCGCGUCAGUCAGCGAAGAUGGCGAGUGUUCAUCCUUCUGAUUCUGCGCGCUUUUAUGUACAUACUGUAUUGCAUAUAUAUUUUUGUGUGGAUUUGUUGUGACAGUGUUAAAGUCUAUUUUCUAAAGGAAAAGUACCAUGUUCAGUCCUGCUGGAGUUGUAUCUUUGACGGUGUUAGUCAGAAGAGGCUUAAAAAUGCAUUUUGUCCGUUUUAAUCAGGUAAUACCACCAGUUAAGCAUUAACGCUGGAGCCACAGUACACUCAAGUUCCCAUCACUGCAUUUAAAAACCUGUUUUGUAUUAUUCCUGUCUGAUUUGCACAAGUUUCUCUAGACUUUUAUUGUAAAAUACAUUGUACAAAAUUAAGUUAAAUGAGUCAUUUUGAAUCAAGGAAAAAAAAUAAACCGGAUGUAUGCCAAAUCAGA